AGCUUUUGAUAAUGAUAAACUUGAUUUGACAGAAAUUGAGGGUAUUGCUGAUUUAAUAAAUGCCGAAACUGAGAUACAACGAAGACAAGCGUUACGUCAAGCACAAGGGAGUCUUCAUAAUUUAUAUGAAACCUGGAGACAACAAUUGAUUGAGAACAUGGCUCUUGUUGAGGCUGUGAUCGAUUUUGGAGAAGACGAAAAUAUUGAAGAUGGGGUUUUAGAUCGAGUUAGACAUAAUAUUCAGAAACUGGUAAAAAUCAUGUCAGAUCACAUUAAUGAUAAUCGCCGUGGUGAAAUAUUACGCGAUGGAAUUUAUGUGACUAUUAUGGGACCCCCAAAUGCUGGGAAAAGCAGUUUCUUGAAUUAUUUAGCACAGCGACAAGCUGCUAUUGUAUCACCAAUUCCAGGGACAACCCGCGAUAUAGUAGAUGUUUGUUUAAAUAUUGGUGGAUAUCCGAUUGUAAUUGGUGAUACUGCUGGAUUAAGAAAAACGGAAGAUGCAAUUGAGAUCGAAGGCAUUAAAAGGGCUAAAGAUCGAAUAAUGACUGCCGAUAUCAAAAUAUGUAUUCUUUCAUUACCUGAGAUUUUGAACAAGAUCGAAAAAGAAAAGAAUUUUAACAUGUCUUUUAAAGCUAUCGAUGAACCCAUUAUUAAAAAUUCAAUAGACAAAGAUACAUUAUUCAUUCUGAAUAAAAAAGAUAUAGUCAGCAACAACGAAAUGAUGAUUAUCCCACAAUUAAAGCAAGAUAUUUGUGAGCUAUUUGGGACAAAUCUUGCUUGGGAAGUAUCUUGUGUUACAGGCGAAGGCAUGCAAGAAUUCUUGACUGGAUUAUUAGAUUCGAUUAAAGACAAAUUUGAUUCAACGUUUAUGCAAACAGCCUUAAUUACACAAUCUCGGCAUCGACAACUUGUCUCUGAAUAUAUCGAAGAUGUUGUACUGGCGGCUGAAGAAUUACGAUACGCAGUAAAUUGUGUUGGAAAAAUUAUUGGAAAG
Molecule: messenger RNA, 994 nt
Organism: Ambispora leptoticha
Lineage: Eukaryota; Fungi; Glomeromycota; Glomeromycetes; Archaeosporales; Ambisporaceae
Source: the annotation of a GenBank genome assembly